Molecule: messenger RNA, 1885 nt
Organism: Astrephomene gubernaculifera
Lineage: Eukaryota; Viridiplantae; Chlorophyta; Chlorophyceae; Chlamydomonadales; Astrephomenaceae
Source: the annotation of a GenBank genome assembly
GCCCUACGCGGUGGUGGCGCUGCAUGACAACCCGCAUGCAGCCGAGCACCCCGCUGCGGCUGCUGCGGCUGCUGCUGCCACCGCCACCCCUGCUGCACCGGUUGUGCUCGUGGAGCCUCAGCUGCGGGCGCUGUUCCGUGUGAGCCCCGCCACUCCCGAGUACGCGGCGCAGGUGGCGGCGCUGCCAGAGGUGUGGGUGGGUCCCCGAGAGGCGCUGCUGUCACUGGCGGGCCGCAUGUGCACCGCCAUGGCACUCAACUUCAGGUGCCAGGGGCUGGACGUACCACCCUGGCGGCGGCGCCAGGCGGUUCUCUCCAGGUGGGCUGCCCAGCACUGCCACGACAACAUCUGCUGCACCCCCAACCCUACACCGCUGCCGCCGCCGCAGCCGCUGCCGUCGGAGCAGCGGGAGCAGGGGCAGACCCCUCCGGAGCCGCCAACCGGCAACGCCGCGGCUGCAAGCGCCUUGCUGUGCGGGGACCACCACCACCGCUUGCUUCCGCACCCCUGCACUGUUUCCGAGCGGCAGCAACAGCAGCUGCCUGUCGGUCACUGCAAGCGUGAUGAUGGUGCGGAGCGGCGGCGGGGGCAGGCUGGCCAGGUGGGCUGCGUAGGGACGGGCAGGACGACCAGCCACAUCCACCCCAGCCAUGCUGCUGUUCCCACUCAAGGGCAGGGGACCGCCCGCAACAGCGCUGGCGGCGGCAGCGGCAGCGGCGGCGGUGGUGACACACCGAUGUGUAUCAUCGGGUCCUGGCCGGCGGACCUGCGACAUCACGGACGCGGCCGCCUGCCCCGGCCCCAUGCAAGCCAGGAGCAUGCUGCCGCUGCUUCUGGCGCUGCCGUACAGCCCCUGCUGCUGGUUUCGGGCAACGCUGUUGCCGGGAGCUACUACUCCGGUGGCGCUCAGAAGGGUCGUGGUCCUUGGGUAGGUGGCGAGGAAGAAAGGGGCAACGGCAUGGCAGCAGCGGCAGCAGCAGAAGCAGAAGCAGCAGCAGCAGCGGAAGCCCCCGAGAAUGAGGAAGAACCCAGCGGCGGAGCAGCAUUGCUUGGCCAUCGGAGUGGGAAGGAGCGGAUCGUCAAGCUGUGCGGAGGAGGAGGAGGAGGAGAUGGUGAUGCGGACGACGAGCUGGUGACCCGCGGGUCGCCCAUGGGUCGGUGCUGCAGCAGUGGUCAGGCGCCCGCUGUAGUGGUGUACGGCUUUGACUUGCCGUACCCGGCACGUGCGGGUUAGGAAAGGGCGUGAAUAAUGAGUGAGAUGUUGACGAUGUUUGCAGGUUUUUAAAUGCGCUGUUGUACAAAGAACCUGACUAUCUGAUAGGACAACAUACGGAGUGGCCGUUAGCCGUUAGCCAUACAGGUUUCCGUACAAAGGGGUCCGUCGCCAUUUGGUAUUUACAUUUUGUCAGCAGGUUGUCUUGGCACACACCUAGCUGCCCACUCGGCCUAAAACUGCAAAACAACAACAGGAGUGCCGCGCUACAGGCACAUACGGUAUAUCCGAACGGCAGGUGCGGGCAUGUCACAUGUGGGUUGCAGCCCUCUCCUAGUUAUUACAUGUUAGCAGGCAUGUCCUGGGGGGCUCUAAUGUUGGCACGUGGUUGGUUGUGGCAAACCAUAUUCAUAUUGUUGACAAUACGGCAAAGGCUCCCACCGCAGGUAGCAGGGAUUAGGUACGGUUGUAGGCGGUAUCAGGCUCUGUAGGUAGGUAGGUAGGAUGCUGACAGGGUCUUUGCUUACGGUACAUAGUCUACAUACCCAGACGUGCCGCUCUGCAAGUUGAGUGCAGUUUGAGCAGAAGCCGCAUGGUCGCAAAACACGUAUCCAUGUUGAAAAACGUGUUGAGCAGGUUGUUAUCACUUAUCAGGGCUGUGGCUGCAUAGGA